CUUCGUCGUCGUCGUCGUCGCCGCCGCCUUCCUCUGCCGCUUCCACGUUUCCACUCCUCGUCUCCUCGGCUUGUCUCCACGCCAAGCCGCCCCGCUUCCGCCGCCGCCGGCGACGACCCCGCGCGCGGCCGGUCACCAUGGCGGCUCCGGUGGUGGACGCGGAGUACCUGCGACAGGUCGAGGGGGCGCGCCGCGACCUCCGCGCGCUCAUCGCCUCCAAGGGCUGCGCCCCCAUCAUGCUCCGCCUCGCAUGGCAUGAUGCUGGCACAUAUGAUGCAAAAACAAAAACUAGGGGUGCAAAUGGUUCAAUUAGGCAUGAGGAAGAGUACACUCAUGGUUCAAAUGCUGGACUAAAAAUUGCCAUUGAUCUCCUUGAGCCUAUUAAGCGAAAGCAUCCAAAUAUCACUUAUGCUGAUCUUUAUCAGCUUGCUGGAGUGGUUGCAGUUGAAGUUACUGGAGGUCCAACCGUUGACUUUGUUCCUGGAAGAAGGGACUCAUCAGUUUGCCCGCGAGAAGGACGUCUUCCUGAUGCGAAGAAAGGUGCACCACAUUUAAGAGACAUCUUUUAUCAAAUGGGAUUGACUGACAAGGAUAUUGUAGCUAGGGCUCUAUCUGGUGGCCACACCCUGGGAAAGGCACAUCCUGAAAGAUCUGGAUUUGACGGUGCAUGGACCAAGGAACCACUUAAGUUUGACAACUCUUACUUCCUAGAACUGCUGAGGGAGGAAUCAGAGGGACUUUUGAAACUUCCAACUGACAGGGCUCUCCUGGAAGAUCCUGAAUUCAGGCGCUUUGUGGAUCAUUACGCGAAGGAUGAGGAUGCCUUCUUCAAGGACUACGCUGAAUCACACAAGAAGCUCUCCGAACUUGGGUUCGCUCCACGUAGCUCUGCAAAAUCAGAUGGUUCAACGGCUGCUGCUACACUCGCGCAGAGUGCGUUUGGGGUCGCAGUUGCUGCAGCCGUAGUAGUUAUCGCAGGUUACCUCUACGAGUCUUCUAAGAAAACCAAGUAGAGAUUGGUUGGGUUCUAAACAUUGAUUUGCAAUUGCUCAACAGCAGAAUCAAUAGCAUCAGGAAUAAAGUUUUCAGAAACAAGUGUCAUCAGGAAGGAUGUUCAACUGUUUUGUGGCCAGCUAUGAAAUGACAGUUUAAGUGAGAUCAAUUCAGAAAUUGAGUCCAAA
This is a messenger RNA of Oryza sativa Japonica Group (Japanese rice), 1181 nucleotides long. RefSeq names its product probable L-ascorbate peroxidase 4, peroxisomal. Gene Ontology annotation, biological process: hydrogen peroxide catabolic process; cellular response to oxidative stress; response to reactive oxygen species. Gene Ontology annotation, cellular component: chloroplast. The record is from RefSeq and is a predicted model, not a curated record. Gene Ontology annotation, molecular function: peroxidase activity; heme binding. NCBI's taxonomy places the organism in Eukaryota, Viridiplantae, Streptophyta, Magnoliopsida, Poales, Poaceae.